UGUGUCCUGCAAUGAAAAAUUAUAUUACCGUUAUAUCAAUACACGUGUCUUCUUCAUUCCACUUCUUCGCCUUCUCCUUCUCCUUUCUCACCUCACUUUUCUCGACUCACUUUCCCACUUUCCACUAUAUCUUUUGCCCAACAUACCCUUUUUACUCUCUUUUAAGCUAAUCUUUGUACUCAAAAUCUUCAAUUUUCCAGAAUUUUGAUCAGUAAUCUCAAAUGGGGUUUCUUUAAAAUCAACAAAUGUUGUAUAUUUUCUCUUCUAUUUGUGUUAUUCUAGUGAAAAAUCUGAUAAAGGUUAUGUUCUUUUACCAUUUUUGGCCAAUUAAUACCCACCCUUCUACUUUCUCUGAGCUAAUCUUUGUUGUAAAAAUCUUCAUUUUUUCAGAAUUUUAAUCAGUAAUAUCAAAUGGGGUUUGUUUAAAAACAAUAAAUGUUGUAAAUUUUCUCUUGAAUUGUGUUAUUCUAGUGAAAAAUCUGAAGAAGAUCGCAUUUUUUGUACAUUUUAUGACCAAAUAAUACCCCCCUUUUUCUCUCCCUCUCUCAGCAAGAAAUAGCCAAGUUUUGAGCUGAAAAAUCUUCUCUUUUUUCUGAGAAAUGUUGUAAUUUUAUCUUGAAUUUGUGUUGUUCUAGUAAAAAUCUGAAAAGGGUCGCUUUCUUUUUUUUGACCUUUUAUGCCAAAUAAUACCAGAAAUAGCCAACUUUUGUGCUGAAAAUCUUCAAAUUUUCAGAAAAAUGAUGUGAAUUUUGUCUUGACUUUGUAUCAUUGUAGUGAAAAUACGAAAAGGGUUGUUUUCUUUUUACAGUUUUAAUGGAGAUUUAUUCAUUACUUAUAAUAUUUUUCAGUUUCAUUGUUGGUGUUGUAGCUUCCACUGAGUUUGAUUUUGGUACUUUAACACUUAGUAGUUUGAAGUUAUUAGGUGAUGCUCAUUUAGGUAACAAUACAAUAAAGUUAACACGUGAUCUUGAUGUGCCAAAUUCUGGUGCUGGAAAAGUUUUGUAUACAAAACCAGUCAGAUUCCGGCGACCGGAUCUUGAUUUUCCGGCGAGUUUUUCAUCAUUUUUCUCAUUUUCGAUUAGUAAUUUGAAUCCAUCUUCGAUAGGUGGGGGUUUAGCAUUUGUGAUCACACCAGACGAUGAGUCGAUAGGGGAUCCUGGGGGUUAUUUGGGAGUUAUGGAUGCAAAAGGAGGGCAAAAUGGGAAUAUUGGAGUUGAAUUUGAUACACUUAUGGAUGUUGAAUUUAAGGAUAUUAAUGGAAAUCAUGUGGGGUUGGAUUUGAAUUCAAUGAUAUCAAGUGAAGUUGGUGAUCUUGAUAGUAUUGGUGUUGAGUUAAAGAGUGGUGAUUUAGUGAAUUCUUGGAUUGAUUAUUUUGGUUCUAUAAAAAAGUUGGAUGUUUAUGUUAGUUAUAGUAAUGUUAAGCCAAAAGAACCAUUUAUAUCUGUUAGUAUUGAUAUUUCUGAGUAUGUAAAUGAUUUUAUGUUUGUGGGGUUUUCUGGUUCAACACAAGGGAGUACUGAGAUACAUAGUAUUGAAUGGUGGAGUUUCACUUCAUCAUUUGAUACGAAGGCGGGCGCGGAGGGGCAUCCUCCGCCCCCGCCAACAGCUAGUUUGAUGAACCCCACGGCCAAUGUCGCCACAUCGCCUCCGCCGGAGCAGAUUGCUCCGGCAGAGUCUAAUGGCACUGCGAAUGCAGUGCAGAAGAGCAGUAGUAAGUGUCAUAGCAGUUUUUGUAAACAAGGUGCUGGUGCUGUUGUUGGUGUUGUAACUGCAGGGGCAUUCUUUCUAGCUUUUGCUACAUUGGUGCUAAUUUGGUUGUAUUCAAAGAAGUUCAAGAAUGUGAAGAGUUCUGACACGAUUACGUUGCCUUCGGAUAUUAUGAAAAUGCCUAAGGAAUUCAGUUAUAAGGAGCUGAAAAUCGCGACAAAGGGGUUUGAUGCUACUAGGAUUAUAGGUCAUGGUGCAUUUGGUACUGUGUAUAAAGGGAUUUUGUCUGAGACUGGUGAUAUUGUUGCAGUAAAGAAGUGUAGUCACAAUGGACAAGGGAAAGCUGAGUUUUUGUCUGAGUUAUCGAUAAUCGGAACACUCAGGCAUAGAAAUCUUGUUAGGCUACAAGGAUGGUGUCAUGAGAAAGGUGAAAUCUUGUUAGUUUACGAUUUAAUGCCAAAUGGUAGUCUUGAUAAGGCAUUGUUUGAGUCCAGAAUGAUCCUUCCGUGGCAACACAGAAGGAAAAUCUUGUUAGGUGUUGCUUCUGCAUUAGCAUAUUUACAUCAAGAAUGCGAAAACCAGGUGAUUCACAGAGACAUCAAGAGUAGUAACAUUAUGUUGGAUGAAGGGUUCAAUGCAAGAUUAGGUGAUUUUGGACUAGCAAGACAAAUCGAACACGACAAGUCCCCCGAUGCAACGGUAGCAGCAGGUACAAUGGGGUACUUAGCACCAGAAUACUUGUUAACAGGUAGAGCAACCGAGAAAACCGACGUCUUUAGCUACGGCGCAGUAGUUCUUGAAGUGGCAAGUGGUAGAAGGCCAAUUGAGAAAGAAACAACACCACCACCAACAAGUGGACUAAACAGCAACUUGGUUGAAUGGGUGUGGGGAUUACACAAAGAAGGCAAAUUACUAUCAGCAGCUGAUUCAAGAUUGAAUCUUGAAUAUGAUGAACAAGAAAUGACAAGGGUGUUGUUAGUUGGUUUAGCUUGCUCACAUCCUGACCCUAUAGCUAGGCCAACAAUGAGGGGUGUGGUCCAAAUGUUAGUAGGUGAGGCUGAAGUUCCAAUUGUGCCAAGGGCUAAACCAGCAAUGAGUUUCAGUACAUCACAUUUGUUAAUGACAUUGCAAGAUAGUGUUUCUGACUUGAAUGGUAUGAUCACACUUUCAACUUCUUCAUCAGACAGUGGCAUGGACAUAGUUUAGUACAAAAAUCAAGAAAGGUGUUUUGGAUAUUUGUUGUCUUUAUGUCAUCUUUUUGUUUUGCCUUUUGUUUAUAGAUUCAUUAAUUUUUUUUUUAUUUUUUUUUAUUAUUAUUAUAUGUAUGUAACAAAAUAAACUUCACUUAUAUAAUUAAUAUGCCCAUAUCAAAAGGGAUUUUUGCACUUGUUCCAAAUUUUCUACUUUUAUGUGUUACCUUACAUGUACUCCUCCUGCUCCAAUUAAGUGAUAUUUCUUCUUUUUAGGUCUAUUUAAAAAGAAUGUCAUUUUUUCUAUAUUUAAAAAAAAAAAUCUAAUGAGUGAAAUAUUCUUGUUCUUAAUGACAUAAUUUUACAUAAGGAACCUUGGAAUAACGGUAAAAUUAUUUUCGUGUGGUCCGUCCUUGGUUAUCAUUGCGGUGAAUGCAUGAUGCUUCGUGGAUUAGGUUGUCCUCUUUGAGUGCGGUCCUUUCUCGACGCUUGAACGCUUGAACACUUUGUGAAUCAC
This is a messenger RNA of Capsicum annuum, 3414 nucleotides long. RefSeq names its product L-type lectin-domain containing receptor kinase VIII.1. Gene Ontology annotation, molecular function: protein kinase activity; ATP binding; carbohydrate binding. Gene Ontology annotation, biological process: protein phosphorylation. Bases 814 to 2913 code for a protein of 699 amino acids. Gene Ontology annotation, cellular component: plasma membrane. The record is from RefSeq and is a predicted model, not a curated record. The transcript has a single exon. NCBI's taxonomy places the organism in Eukaryota, Viridiplantae, Streptophyta, Magnoliopsida, Solanales, Solanaceae.